Messenger RNA from Branchiostoma floridae (Florida lancelet), 889 nucleotides. Its product is annotated as snRNA-activating protein complex subunit 4-like. The transcript has 7 exons. The record is from RefSeq and is a predicted model, not a curated record. The coding region runs from base 113 to 889 and encodes 258 amino acids. NCBI's taxonomy places the organism in Eukaryota, Metazoa, Chordata, Leptocardii, Amphioxiformes, Branchiostomatidae.
AUAAGUAUUGGCCAAUCAAAAAGUACCAUUCCCCGGAGUUCAGCCAUCUUGGAUAUCAGAAGGAGUUCAAUUUUUGGCCAAUUUUGGACGUUCUGUCUGUUUUCACCCCAAAAUGGCCGAACAGAGCAUUGAUCUGGAGCGAGAAAAGAUUGAAAGGGAGACUGAGCAGAUUAAACAGGUCCUGAGUGGGAGAUUAGUUAUUGACAGCUCGGAGGGAGAGUACAGUUCGGAGGAAGAGUCCGACCACGAGGAAAAGCUAGCUAUAGCAUCUCCAGUAGAGCCCUUCAGGUCAUCAGUGUCACCAAGGAUCAGCAAUGCAGGGUCCAGAGCAUCUUCUCAGUUGUCCAGAGACACUCUCAUCCUCACCCCUCACACAGUGGAAGGUGUGCGCAGCAGACCGUCAUCAGGCCUGGUCGUCGCAGGGCCGUCUUCAGCACCGGAUGUGGGGUACCAGCAGGAAGAGGAGGAUCAAACAGAGGAGGAAGUACAAGGGCUGAUCCAGGAUCUGGAGCCAGAGGAGGUUCUGGAGCUGAACCAGAACUACCAGGAGUACAUCCAUGACAUGCUGAACAGGGUACAGCUCAUGCUGGCGCAGAACAGGGAAAGACAGACUGCGCUGAAGUCGGAGCUGACAGAGAGUGACCGAGGAUCAGACGGCAGGGUCAAACGGGGCCACGGGCUGUGGAACUUCUUCAAACCUUACUUCAAAGACAGCUAUGGAAACGGCCCCCCUCCCAAUGAGGACGCACGCCACAAGAGAGAAGAAAAAACAGUCAACCCGUUUGUGUGUCUCUCCAAAAAAUGGUCAGCAAAAGACCACAAGACCCUCUACGCAGCAGUCAGAAGUGAUGGGAUGCAGAAGAAAACACGGUCACUCAUGAACAAGUAA